UUUUCUUUCCUUUCUUUCCUCCCUUCACUCCCUAUUUCCUUUCAUUUUUUCAUUCUUCCCUCCCUCCUUUCCUUUAUUCCCCUCGUUUCCUUCCUUCACUUCCUUUUUCGUUCCUUUCUUUUUCUUCCCUCCUUUCUAAUCUUCCUUACUUCCAUCCUUCCUUCACUCCCUAUUUCUUUCAUCUUUUCCUUUCUAAUUUUCCUUCCUUCCUUCCCUCCUUUUUUCCUUCCUUUCGUCUUUUCCUUCCCUCCUUUUCAAUUUUUCCUUCCCUCACUUCCUUUUCCUUCCUUCCUUUCCUCCCUUCACUCCCUAUUUCCUUUCAUUUUUUUCCUUCAUACCUUCCCUCCCUCCUUUCCUUCCUUCUCUCCUUUGUUGCAUUCUUGACCUCCCUCCUCCUCUUCUUCCUCUUUCUUUAACUACUUUACUAUUUUCCACACUACAACAACCCUUUGAGGUAGGUUUGGCUGAGAAAUUUGACUUUCUUGCCUAAGGUAGGACUCGAACUCACCCUCUCCCUGGGUUUCUGCCUUAAGCAGUAAGUCAAACUGGGUCUCCUCUUGAAAUGUUCAGGAGGAAGAAAAUAAACAGAAAUAAGACAUGCAACUGAGGAGGGACAAAACUCCUGCUCCAAGUUAACAAUAAUUACGGGAUUUAUAAACUUCCGCUCUGCACAGAAAUCUCACCACUUCCAGGAUCCUUUUGGAUUACUAGCAAUAGGAUUUUAGAUUUAUAUACCACUUAAGAGUGCUCUACAACCCCUCUCUUAAGUGGUUGAGAAGUGAUAAUCCUCAACUUAUAACAGUUCCUUUAGCGGCCAUUCAAAGGCACAAUGGCACUGGGAAACAGGGACUCAACAAGUCGUUUUCAUUUUAUAUUAUUUAGCUUCCGAAAUGAUGGUUUGCGUGUUUCCCUUCUGGUGCUGGCCUUUGAACACAAUAAAGAUUUGGUCGGCUGCCCCUUAUUAUGUGGGAAGGAAUUGAUUUGGUCCACCUGCACUUCUCUGCAAGACGUAUUGCAGAGAUCUAAUAUUGUUAUUUUUUUACAACGUAAAGGCCUUAACCUGCCUUCUUUUUUGUUGGUUGUUUGUUUGUUUUCCCUUAACACUGCAGAUAAACUGAGUUUGGAAUCCGAUCCAGGGAUCUGGCUUUGAAAGGGGACACGAUGCUCGUCAGCUCGCCUGCAUAAAAGGAUGAUACCAUGGGAGGCAAGAGCAAAGGGAAAGGCUCGGGGAAAGGGAAAGGCAAAGGUGGCAAGAAAUCCAAGAAGGCCGUCGCGGAGGUGGAUAUUCUGAGCCCAGCGGCCAUGCUCAACCUCUACUACAUUGCCCACAAUGCUGCCGCCUGCCUGGAGUUCCGUGGCUUUCCGUGGCCGGGCUCUUCGAAGAAGAAAGGCAAGAAGAAGAAGUAGGCGAUCUGUGUGGCAAGAUAGAAGACCCCCACCGGGGGCCACUCAGCGGAGGUCUCGUCGGGGGGGGGGCAGGAGGACCUUCAGUGAAUCGGUUCGGGUUUGCCGUGGCGCUUGCCGUUCUGACCAAGUAAACCUUGCUUUGAGCUACCGCCGUGGCACCCGGCGUGGUGUUUACCUUCCCCGCAGCCCCCACUGCCGCUGGCUCUGGAUCCCCUGCGCGAGCAGCAGCCACCACGCCAAGCGCCAGCGUCUUAAGACGUCGCGCAACGCCCUCCUGCAGGCGACAUUCUGCAUCUCGGGAGGCUUCGAGUGCUCGAGACGCCUUGCCUGCACGUUGUCGUAACUUGGCAGUUGUGACUUGGUGCACACACCAUGGGCCACCUUCAACAGCAGGCCGGGUGGGGGGUUUCCCACUGGUUGCCCUUGGCAGCUGCAGGGCUGAUGGGAUGCCGUUCUUUCAACCGAGGUUUCCCAGGAAGCCAGGAUUACGUGUGGAGGCUUGGCAGGGUUUCAUUGAACAUCCAGGCUCCUGAGGAGUCCCUGGCCACCCUCUCGUCUCAGGUAGCCAGAAGAAGUGUGCUCCGUUGCAACCCUGAACAGGACGAUAUUACUGUGACAGAAUAAAGAAAUAAUGCUGUGUGUGCAACUCCCAUCAGCGGAAACACCAGCUGCAUCCCUGACUAGCUCCAAAUAGGGUCCCCCUUGCCCAAAGAUUUGAAAGAUGGCUUUCAUACACAGGAGAAAAAUUCAUUUUGCCCCGCAAAACCAGGAUGGGAGGUUAGUUGAGGAAGCCGCUUUGAUUACUGUCUUCUGGUCAUUUGGGGGCUUAAAAUGUCAAAUCAGAAAUCUCAUCUGCAGAAGAACUUUUGAUAACAGAUCUCGGGCUAGACGUGUUUUUGCGCUUCAGGGGCGUAAUGUGGGCAAUUGUCCAGUCCAGAAGGUAUAAAGAUCCUUCUUAGUCCUCGCAAAGGCCCCUCAAAGCUUGCCAAAGUGGGCCUCACCGCUCUGGCAAAGUCCACUUGCUGUGUAAAGCGCCAUUCUCCAUAUCGAUUGGUGAUCAAGCCACAAGAGCCUUGGCCAAUUGAGAAACGGGCCCCUGGGAACCACAAAGGGUGUCAGGUGUCACAAUAUCAGUGUGACUGCUGAUGGGGUUGCAGCGCCCAACAUAACACUUUGAAGGCCCCUGCCUUGCUCACACGCCUCCAUUUUUGGCAUGGUGCAUCGCCUGCUAAUUUGCCCAUUUGAUUUGCCCUUUCCUAGCAAGAAAAAUGCAGCAUUGGGAGGCCUGUAUUUCCUCCCUGGAUCUGCUUCUGACUCAUGUCGUAUUACUUGUAGAGCAUUCCUUCUGCGCACAACGCAGUGACAUGGUGCAAGCCAACAUCUGCUGGUUUGCUGCCCAUGUUAUCACUACUGCACCGCCUUCCCUGCUUAUUUCUGUUUUUUCUGUCUUCGUUCAAAAGCCAAACAGGCUAUUUUGUUGUGUUGUGGGUUAUCCACAGGUUUUUAUUAAGAAGUUUUUGAAGAAAAUGUCUCAUUUUCGUAUUAAUGUUCAGGGAAUCUGUAUCGUAAUAGCUUCCAGUAAAAAAGGUAAGUAUCAGGGUACAGAAUCCCCAAACGUUAAUAUGAAAAAGCAUUAAGACAUUUCUUGUCUGUUUGAUCAGUGCCAGUUUUUGCUAGUAUUUCGGAGCAAAUGAGGCUGGAGGGGGGUGGGGGGAAGUUUUAAGAAGAUAGCCCACAAAAGACCCUGGAGAAGGAAGUGGAAGCUAGCAGAUUGGGACAAAAAGAAAAAGAUGGCUUGGAGAUGGAUAGGCAAGAUUAUUAGCCCAGUGGUCUAACAAGGUCAAGAAGCUGACGGUCUUUAAGGGCCAGUUAGGUACCUGACUUGCAAUAAUCCUAAAACAGGGGUCUCCAACCUUGGCAACUUUUAAGACUUGUGGACUUCAACUCUCAGAGUUCCUCAGCCACAGGUCUUAAAGUUGCCGUGGUUGGAGACCCCCGUCCUAAAGUGUUGGGUAUCCCUUCCCUACUCUCUGAAGAAAACUUUAUUUGGCAAGGCCUCCUUUGCAGAUGUUAUCAGGGGACCCCCAAGUAACACAGAACCCCUUCCCCAAAUUUGCUAUUUUGGAUUAAGAGGCUUCUGGUGUUGAUGCGUUUGUUGCCGCCUUGUUGCUUCGAAGCCCUCUCUGCCUGCUCUAGCCCCAGAACCAGACUUUUCUGGGGUUUCUCCGAGACAAAAAUAGUUGUUUUUUUAUUGUUAAAGGCCACAAGUUGCAGGUUGUUUACUCUGCGGUGGCCCCAAUGCAAAGAGUGUUUCCCCUAUAAGGGUGUGGUGCUAUUCCCAAACUGGGAACAGGCCAACUUUUAAGAAGUAUAAAAUGCAAACUUUGAUAGCAAAAUAUUUAAGGUAUUAUUAUUCAUUGUUAAUUUAAUUUCCUAACUGUAUUUUUUUUUUACAUGUAAAAAGUGUUUGGAGGUAAUAAAACUU
Ahaetulla prasina is the source of this 3892-nucleotide messenger RNA. RefSeq names its product small lysine rich protein 1 (gene SMKR1). The record is from RefSeq and is a predicted model, not a curated record. Bases 1198 to 1407 code for a protein of 69 amino acids. The transcript is spliced from 2 exons. Lineage: Eukaryota; Metazoa; Chordata; Lepidosauria; Squamata; Colubridae.